CACUUUCAUACAAGCACAGACACACUGUUCCAGCGUCAGGCAGUCAGUCUCUACUCGGACUGGCCAAGGCUGCCUCAGGCUAUCCAGCGCAACACUGAAAUAGACAGACAGAGUACAAGGAAUACUGUCAUGAAACCAGACAUACACACACAAACAAUUGGGGGUCACAAACACAGGGAUCUACAGCUGUGUGAGGAAGCGAACACACCCUCAGACCAGACGAAGGGAAGCAGAGUGUGUGUGCGCGUGUUUCUUUGACCCGUGGCUAUAGAGGAUUUUCCUGGUGUGUGACGGCACACUACUUUUGUCAUCUUGCUUUCUCUACCUGAUGCGGUGGGAUUUCCUGACCCAGGAGUUCAACAGCUGACCCACGCAGGCAUAGAAUCAGCUUCCCUGAGUUGGAAACCUACAACACAGCUAAAGGUGCUGAGCAAUGCUGGUACUUUGCUAGCCUUUCCUUGGGCUAUUUUCUAAUUCAGGCAAAAGGUUACAUCUUCUCAUGCUACAACUAUGAAACAACAGGCACAUUUUCUGCAGAGAUAGGCUACUUUGUCUGACAGAGCAAAUAACUGACUGUCAUGGCUUAGCCUACAAUAAUUGAAUCGGGAAAGCCAACGUCAACUUUGUCCAGUCUGUUUUCUUUGGUAAUAAGAGGUGGGAGCUAGUACCUCUCAAAUGACUGACUGUGGCUGUACAUUCAUUCUGUUGAUUUUCCAAUUUGAUUUGUUUCUUAUUUCUUUGGGCGCAACUAAAAGGAAAAACAUAAUUGACGUUUUUUUUGGUCGAUAUCCCCGGCUUUCGUGAACCACGCGUUGCCUUUUCGCGGGUUUCGCAUGCCCAUCAGUACCUUUGCCCACACAACUCGAGCCUCGCAGCUGAUAUUCACCUCAGUCACUGACAGUCACACGUGCCAAGACGUCGUAAUAAACCACCGUUUGACAUGGAGGGAGAAAACGCAAUUUAAGCUCUACAGGAUAAAUAAUUCACAAGGACAUUAUUCAGCAGCCUAUCAGGAUGAGGAUGGAGGGAGUAAAACUGUUGCUGGUUCUUCUUCUGCUGCUGGGUGCCUGUCUCCAGUGGGUCCAGUCUGGCAUGUCCUCCCGGCACCGGGAUUCACACCGACGCCCCAGAGAGCACCGGGACCAUCGGCAGCACGGGAACAUCACGCUGGCCAUUAUCCUACCACAGAGAAACACUGCCUACCCCUGGGCCUGGCCCCGUGUGGGUCCGGCUCUGGACCGAGCCAUCAACACCAUCAACGCUGACCCAGCACUCCUCCGCGGCCACCACCUGGGUUACGUGUUUGAGAACAGUGAGAACGAAGAAGGCAUCUGCUCUGAGUCCAUCGCCCCACUCAUGGCUGUUGACCUCAAGUUCGCCCACGACCCUUGGGCUUUCAUUGGGCCGGGCUGCGUCUACACCUCCUCCCCAGUGGGCCUCUUCACCACCCACUGGGACAUCCCCAUGGUAACGGCGGGCGCUCCAGCCGUGGGCUUCAACGGCAUCAACAUGUACCCGUCUAUCACCAACACGGGCCCCACGCACAAAAAGCUGGGCAAGUUCGGCCUCCAUAUCUGCAAGCACUUUGAGUGGAAGGAGCAGGUGCUGCUCAUGUUCAGUGAUAACAAGAAGGAUGACCGGCCGUGCUACUUCGCUGUGGAGGGCCUCUACACAGAGCUGCACUUGAACAACAUCACCUCGGUGGACCUGGUGUUUGAGGAGAACACUGGACCAGUCAACUACUCUGACCUGCUUCACAACAUCAAGCAAGAUGGCCGAGUGGUGUUUGUGUGUUGCUCUCCGGACACGUUCAGGCAGCUGAUGGUUCACUUCCGGCGGGCAGGCCUUCCUCAGGAGGAGUUUGUUUUCUUCUACAUUGACAUGUUUGGACGCAGCCUGGACUCCCGGAAUGCUCAACCCUGGGCCAGAGGGGACCAAGACGACCUUGUCGCCAAGGAGGCCUUCCAGAGUGUGAAAAUCCUGACCUAUAGAGAACCCCAGAACCCUGAAUAUAAAGAUUUUGUGAGGGACCUGAAGACAGAUGCCAAGAGAAUGUUCAACUUUACGGUGGAGGACUCACUGAUGAACAUAAUCUCCGGAGGGUUCUACGACGGGCUGAUGCUGUACACCCACACCCUGAACGAGACCAUGACCUCGCCAGAGGACAGACCUGUGGGGAAAACCGUAACAAGGAGGAUGUGGAACCGCACCUACAAUGGUGUAACAGGCCUGGUGCAGAUAGAUGAGAAUGGGGACAGAGAGACAGACUUCGCUCUCUGGGACAUGAAUGACACCAACACCAGUGUUUUCCAGAUUGUGUUGGUGUACAACGGCUCUCAGAAGAAGCUGAGGGCCUUGCCUGGGAUGGACAUCCAGUGGCCAGGGGGCGCUGCUCCUUUAGAUGUGCCCGUCUGUGGCUUCAAGAACGACAACCCAGCAUGCCUUGCACGAACCAUCACAAUCCACCAGAUGGUAACAAUUGUGGUGUUCUUCAUCAUUAUCAUCAUCCUCACCAUUACUGUCUUCAUAUACAGGAAGCUGAAGCUUGAAAAUGAGCUGGUGGCUCAGCUGUGGAGAGUCUCCUGGGAGGAUAUUCAGAUGAGCAACAUGGAGAAAGUGCUGCGAAGCGCAGGCAGCAAGCUCACUCUGUCCCUGAGGGGCUCCAACUACGGCUCCCUAUUAACAGGAGAUGGAAACUUUCAGGUGUUUGCCAAGACAGGCUAUUACAAGGCAAAUAUUGUGGCCAUCAAAUACAUCAACAGAAAACGCAUUGAGCUCACCAGAAACGUGCUGUUUGAACUGAAACAUAUGCGUGAUAUUCAGAAUGAGCACCUGACCCGCUUCAUCGGAGCCUGCAUCGACCCCCCCAACAUCUGCAUCAUCACAGAGUACUGUCCUCGGGGUAGCCUACAGGACAUCAUGGAAAACGAGAGCAUCACACUGGAUUGGAUGUUCAGAUACUCUUUAAUCAAUGACAUUGUCAAGGGCAUGGCUUUCCUCCACAACAGUGUCAUUGUCUCCCACGGCAACCUGAAGUCUUCCAACUGCGUGGUGGAUAAUCGUUUUGUGCUGAAGAUCACCGACUACGGCCUGUCCAGCUUUCGUACCGAGAGCAACACAGAUGACGCCCAUUCUUACUAUGCCCGGAAGCUGUGGAUGGCCCCAGAGCUGCUGAGGUUGGAGAGACCCCCUCCAUGUGGCACACAGAAGGGAGACGUCUACAGCUUUGGCAUCAUUCUCCAAGAGGUGGCGCUACGCCAUGGAGCCUUCUAUCUGGAGGGAGAGCCGCUCAGCCCCAAAGAAAUCAUGGACCGGGUGGCUCUGGGUGAGUGGCCGUGCCUGCGGCCUGCUGUCAACCCUCAGAUCCACAGCCAGGAGCUGGGCCAACUCAUGCAGCGCUGCUGGGCAGAGGAGCCCACCGAGAGGCCCGAGUUCAACCACAUCAAACUGCUGCUACGCAAACAGAACAGGGAGUGCAGCACUAACAUCCUGGAUAACCUGCUGUCCCGUAUGGAGCAGUAUGCUAACAACCUGGAGGAGCUGGUGGAGGAGAGAACCCAGGCCUACCACGAAGAGAAACGCAAGGCUGAGGCCCUGCUCUACCAGAUACUGCCACAUUCAGUGGCGGAGCAGCUAAAGAGAGGGGAGACGGUACAGGCUGAGGCCUUUGAUUCAGUCACCAUCUACUUCAGUGACAUUGUAGGCUUCACAGCCAUAUCAGCUGAGAGCACACCUAUGCAGGUUGUGACCCUGCUCAAUGACCUCUACACAUGUUUCGAUGCCAUCAUUGACAACUUUGAUGUUUACAAGGUGGAGACCAUUGGUGAUGCCUACAUGGUGGUGUCCGGCCUGCCGGUGAGGAACGGGAAGCUACACGGCCGAGAGAUCGCCCGCAUGGCCCUGGCUCUGCUCAACGCCGUACGCACCUUCAAAAUCCAACACCGGCCUGACCAGCAGCUCAAACUACGCAUUGGCAUCCACAGUGGCCCUGUGUGUGCAGGAGUGGUUGGGCUGAAGAUGCCACGGUACUGUCUGUUUGGAGACACAGUCAACACCUCUUCACGACUGGAAUCCAAUGGUGAAGCGCUGAAGAUCCAUGUGUCUGCGGCCACGCGUGACGUCCUGCAGGAGUUCAACUGCUUCCAGCUGGAGCUGAGAGGAGACGUGGAGAUGAAGGGGAAGGGGAAAAUGACCACCUACUGGCUACUGGGAGAGAGCAAGAACAAUGAGUCAACGAGCUAAGGGGACGAGCCAAGGGAAGGAGGGAGGAAUGUCAUGAAUGAAGAAAUGGUGGAGGCAAAGUUGAGCAAAUAAUGGGAACCACUGAUUUGAAGUGCUGGAGCAAGUAAUCAAAUGAAGAGGCCUGGUGAAUGAAUGAGGUGGGGGGUAGAUGAGGAAGAGGACAAGGAUGGAGGAUGUGGAGAACUUUCUUCACUUCAGCCCUUUUAAGGACAUAUAGAAAGCUACAUGCUCUGAGAGUGUGUGUGUGUGUGUGUGUGUGUGUGUGUGUGUGUGUGUGUGUGUGUGGUGUGUGUGUGUGUGUGUGUGUGUGUGUGUGUGUGUGUGUGUGUGUGUGUGAAGUUCUGUGUAUACGUUUUUCCAGUUUUAUUUCCGUGUUGGAGGUUUUGGAUGCAACACUGAUGGUAUUUUAGAUCGGUAAAAAAAAAAAUGGUUCACAAACAAACCUUUACAGGAGGUUGUGGAUAUUGCUACCUGGUGGUCACAUUAUGUAACUGUUUUUUGAAUUAAUGUCUUUUAUGAGUACACAGUAUCCCACUGGGCACAGACGUCAGUUCAACAUCUAGUUGUGAUUUAAAUUUGGUUGAGUUGUCAACUAAUGUGAAUUCAACGUGAAAUAAACAAUAAAUAUCACUAUGUCAUUGGAUUUAGGUUUAGAUACAAAAUGCCCUUACUUUUUUACAAAUCCAAUCAGUUUUCCAUGUUGACUCAACAUCAUCACAUACAUUUUCAGGGUUGAAAUGACAUAGAAAUUACGUUCAAACUUCUUUUACCCAGUGGGAUUUAUAAUUUGAUUAAUUUCCACUGUAGUCUUUGUGAUUAUGUAUCCCCAGACCCCAACCACAAUAACUGAGCCUACUCUGGAGUUAAAAUGACUUGUUUGAUAUGUGUGGGUGGGUGUGCGUGUGUCUAAUGUCUCAUCAGUGUAUAUGAUUUGUCCGUUUACAGUCAUAUUACUGUCUUAUUAUUUUGUAUAAUACAGAUGUUGUUUAUUUCUCAAUAGAUUACUUUUCUAUUGCCGAAAGGGCAAUUCACAGAAAUGCACUUAAGAUAAAGUCAAGCAUUCCACUUCUUCGGCACCAUAGACAGUUUCAUUAUUUUCACUGAAGUGUACGAUUCAAUUUAAUGCAUUAUUGUUGCCAGCAGCAUACCACCCUCCAUACCACUGCUGGCUUACUUCUGAUGCUAAGCAGGGUUGGCCCUGGUCAGUUCCUGGAUGGAUGCUGCUGGAAGUGGUGUUGGAGGGCCAGUAGGAGGCACUCUAUCCUCUGGUCUAAAGAAAUAUCCCAAUUAGUUGUGUAUAAAGGACUAAAUUAAUUCUGGGGUUGAUGUGUAUAAAGGACUAAACUAAUUCUGAGAUAGAUGUGUAUAAAGUUCCAUAUUUUGGUUUGGUGUUCACAGUAACCUUUUGAGUUUGAGAGUCAUGGAGAAUGGUAUUGUUUUUUGCGUCUCAAGCCAACAGUGUUCAUCAUCUGUUGAGAAGUGUAGAACAGAUCAAUACUGUCUGUAAGACCUUAUAAAUCAGCCUGUCGACAUGUAGUUUCAUCUCGUGUUUUCGGUUUGAAUCUGUCACGUUCUGACCUUUAUUUCCUUUGUUUUGUCAUUAUUUAGUAUGGUCAGGGCGUGAGUUGGGGUGGGCAGUCUAUGUUUGUUUUUCUAUGAUUUGUGUAUUUCUAUGUUUCGGCCUAGUAUGGUUCUCAAUCAAAAUCCAGAAAAUCACAUUGUAAGAUUUUUAAUGAAUUUACUUGCAAAUUAUGGUGGAAAAUAAGUAUUUGGUCACCUACAAACAAGCAAGAUUUCUGGCUCUCACAGACAUGUAACUUCUUCUUUAAGAGGCUCCCCUGUCUUCCACUCGUUACCUGUAUUAUUAAUGGCACCUGUUUGAACUUGUUAUCAGUAUAAAAGACACCUGUCCACAACCUCAAACAGUCACACUCCAAACUCCACUAUGGCCAAGACCAAAGAGCUGUCAAAGGACACCAGAAACAAAAUUGUAGACCUGCACCAGGCUGGGAAGACUUGAAUCUGCAAUAGUAAUUUAUGUCCAGUCCAGUACAUGUCCAGUCCCGUCUGAAGUUUGCUAGAGAGCAUUUGGAUGAUCCAGAAGAAGAUUGGGAGAAUGUCAUAUGGUCAGAUGAAACCAAAAUAUAACUUUUUGGUAAAAACUCAACUCGUCGUGUUUGGAGGACAAAGAAUGCUGAGUUGCAUCCAAAGAACACCAUACCUACUGUGAAGCAUGGCGGUGGAAACAUCAUGCUUUUGGGCUGUUUUUUUGCAAAGGGACCAAGACGACUGAUCCGUGUAAAGGAAAGAAUGAAUGGGGCCAUGUAUCGUGAGAUUUUGAGUGAAAACCUCAUCAGCAAGGCCAUUGAAGAUGAAACGUGGCUGGGUCUUUCAGCAUGGCAAUGAUCCCAAACACACCGCUCGGGCAACGAAUGAGUGGCUUCGUAAGAAGCAUUUCAAGGUCCUGGAGUGGCCUAGCCAGUCUCCAGAUCUCAACCACAUAAAAAAUCUUUGGAGGGAGUUGAAAGUCCGUGUUGCCCAGCAACAGCCCCAAAACAUCACUGUUCUAGAGGAGAUCUGCAUGAAGGAAUGGGCCAAAAUACCAGCAACAGUGUGUGAAAACCUUGUGAAGACUUUUGACCUCUGUCAUUGCCAACAAAGGGUAUAUAACAAAGUAUUGAGAUAAACUUUUGUUAUUGGCCAAAUACUUAUUUUCCACCAUAAUUUGAAAAUAAAUAAAUUCAUUAAAAAUCCUACAAUGUGAUUUUCUGGAUUUGUUUUCUUCAUUUUGUCUGUCAUAGUUGAAGUGUACUUAUGAUGCAAAUUACAGGCCUCAUCUUUUUAAGUGGGAGAACUUGCACAAUUGGUGGCUGACUAAAUACUUUUUUGCCCCACUGUAUAUCUGAUUAUCAAAUAUCUUUAGAUUACUUCAUUAAACCCUCUAAUCCAGGGCAGCCUAGACAAAAUGAGCAAUACUGUAGUUUAGGGUUCUUUCUCCCUAUCCCUGUCCUUCUUUUCUCUUUCUCAGUCAAUCAUCUCUGACUAAUCUCUCUCUCUCUCCCCAAGGAUCAAAUGUAACCCUUUCCCUUAGAUCAGAGCCCACGGGUGGGUAUAAGAAUAAGCCUUAAACUGUAACCUGUCAUCCAUCAUAAGGUAAUGUAGUCAUUAUCUAAUGUGUCUUGAAGCCUGUGAAGUAUGUGUUUGAUCUCUGUAACAUCAAGUGCUUGAGUGAAGUAGACACUAUAUAUAACUGUUUCUAUUGUAGCUUUGAAAUGUGGUACUAAACUUUAUUUUACUCCAUUCCCUUUA
Messenger RNA from Oncorhynchus masou masou (cherry salmon), 7551 nucleotides. Its product is annotated as atrial natriuretic peptide receptor 1-like. Gene Ontology annotation, cellular component: plasma membrane. Lineage: Eukaryota; Metazoa; Chordata; Actinopteri; Salmoniformes; Salmonidae. Gene Ontology annotation, molecular function: ATP binding; protein kinase activity; peptide hormone binding. The record is from RefSeq and is a predicted model, not a curated record. The transcript is spliced from 22 exons. Bases 1015 to 4242 code for a protein of 1075 amino acids. Gene Ontology annotation, biological process: protein phosphorylation; intracellular signal transduction; cGMP biosynthetic process.